GAAGGUUAGCAACAGCGGUAGCAGCCGUCGAAGAAGAUGCUGUUUUGGCACACGCAGCCGGAGCAUUACAACCAGCACUCGACAGGCAGCUACCUGCGUGAUGUCCUCGCGCUCCCAAUCUUUAAACAGGAAGAGCCUCAACUCUCCCCUGAGAAUGACACAAAACUCCCUCCAUUUCAGUAUGUGCUCUGUGCGGCCACAUCCCCUGCUGUGAAGCUUCAUGAGGAGACACUGACUUAUCUAAACCAAGGUCAGUCUUAUGAAAUCCGUCUACUUGAGAAUAGGAAAUUGGGAGAGUUUCAAGAUUUAAACACAAAAUAUGUAAAGAGCAUAAUUCGUGUGGUUUUCCAUGAUCGCCGUCUGCAGUACACUGAGCACCAACAGCUCGAAGGCUGGAGGUGGAGUCGGCCAGGAGAUCGCAUCCUUGACAUAGAUAUCCCACUGUCAGUCGGCAUCCUAGAUCCCAGAGCCAGCCCCACACAGCUGAAUACAGUAGAAUUUUUGUGGGAUCCCUCUAAGAGAGCAUCAGCAUUCAUUCAGGUGCAUUGUAUAAGUACAGAAUUUACUCCGAGGAAACAUGGGGGAGAGAAAGGCGUACCCUUCCGGAUACAAAUGGACACAUUCAAACAGAAUGAGAAUGGCGAAUACACAGAACAUUUGCAUUCUGCAAGCUGCCAGAUCAAAGUUUUUAAGCCUAAAGGAGCAGAUAGGAAACAGAAAACAGACAGAGAAAAAAUGGAGAAGAAAACUACUCAAGAAAGGGAGAAAUAUCAGCCAUCCUAUGAUACAACCAUUCUGACAGAGUGUUCCCCAUGGCCAGAUGUGCCUUAUCAAGUGAACAACGCUCCGUCUCCAAGUUACAACAGCUCUCCAAACAGUUUCAGUCUUGGAGAUGGCAACAGUUCUCCAACUCACCAGGCGGAGCUCCUGCCUCCCAGCAAUGACCAUCUCCUUCCCUCUGCUUCUAUUCAAGAUGCUCAGCAGUGGCUUCAGCGAAAUAGGUUUAGUCCAUUCUGUAGACUCUUUUCAAGUUUCUCAGGUGCCGACUUACUGAAGAUGUCCAAAGAUGACCUUGUUCAGAUUUGUGGCCCAGCUGAUGGCAUUCGACUUUAUAACGCCAUUAAAGGAAGGAACGUAAGGCCCAAGAUGACCAUUUAUGUAUGUCAGGAACCUGAGCAAAAUCGGUCUCACCUUCAUCAAAAACGAGAGAAUGGAGAUGCUAAUCUGUGUAUAUACCAUGCUAUCUUCUUAGAAGAGCUGACAACAGUGGAAUUGAUGGAGAAGAUUGCAAACUUGUACAGUAUUUCCCCACAGCAGAUAAACCGAAUCUAUCGGCAAGGACCUACAGGGAUCCAUGUAUUAGUGAGCAAUGAGAUGGUACAAAACUUUCAAGAUGAAUCUUGUUUUGUCAUCACAACGUUAAAAGCUGAAAGUAAUGAUGGCUACCAUAUCAUUCUGAAAUAACCCUCUUCUAUGUAUGUUGGGACUUACAACAUUAUGAUGCCUCACUGCAACCCAGACUGAAAAGAUGGAAAACUCAUUUGUAUAAAAGUGUUCUUAUUAACUGAAUGCCCUAACAGAAAAAUCAAAGUGUGUAAAUUUCAGAGUGUUGGGGACUAGACGUGGUCUUCGGAGUUCAUCCGAUUAUUGUUUUGAAUUGCCUUUCCUUUUUAGAACUACCUGUAUGCAUUUUUGUUCAUUGUUCAAAACCAUGUGCCUUAUUAAAACAAAAAUGACUUAAUAUGAAAA
Lacerta agilis (Sand lizard) is the source of this 1749-nucleotide messenger RNA. It is a transcript of the gene TFCP2L1, whose product is annotated as transcription factor CP2 like 1. Gene Ontology annotation, molecular function: RNA polymerase II cis-regulatory region sequence-specific DNA binding; DNA-binding transcription activator activity, RNA polymerase II-specific. The coding region runs from base 37 to 1464 and encodes 475 amino acids. The transcript has 15 exons. Gene Ontology annotation, cellular component: nucleus. Gene Ontology annotation, biological process: regulation of transcription by RNA polymerase II. NCBI's taxonomy places the organism in Eukaryota, Metazoa, Chordata, Lepidosauria, Squamata, Lacertidae. The record is from RefSeq and is a predicted model, not a curated record.